GCACCUGAGUCCUGGCCUCGCUCUUUCCUCGCGGAACAAACAUGAGCUUCAGCGCCCAGUCCACCUUCUCCAGCUACCGGUCCCUGGGCUCCGCGCAGUCACCUGGCCACGGGGUCCGACCGGUCAGCAGCGCUGCCAGCGUCUAUGCAGGCGCCGGGGGCUCGGGCUCCCGGAUCUCCAUGUCCCGCUCCACCAGCGUCCGGGGCGGCUGGGGGUCCGGGAACCUGGGCGCCGGGAUGGCCGGGGGUCUGGUGGGUGUAGGGGGCAUCCAGGGCGAGAAGGAGACCAUGCAAGACCUGAAUGACCGCCUGGCCUCCUACCUGGAGAAUGUGAGGAGCCUGGAGGCCGAUAAUAGGAGACUGGAGAGCAAAAUCCGGGAACACCUGGAGAAGAAGGGACCCCAGGUCAGAGACUGGGGGCACUACUUGAAGACCAUCGAGGACCUGAGGCUUCAGAUUUUUGCAAGUUCUGUGGACAAUGCCCGCAUCGUUCUGCAGAUCGAUAAUGCCCGUCUUGCUGCUGAUGACUUCAGAGUCAAGUAUGAGACAGAGCUGGCCAUGCGCCAGUCUGUGGAGAGUGACAUCCACAGGCUCCGCAAGGUCAUUGAUGACACCAAUGUCACCCGGCUGCAGCUGGAGACUGAGAUCGAGGCUCUCAAGGAGGAGCUGCUGUUCAUGAAGAAGAACCACGAGGAGGAAGUAAAGGGUCUACAAAACCAGAUUGCCAACUCUGGGUUGACCGUGGAGUUGGAUGCCCCCAAAGCUCAGGACCUCGGCAAGAUCAUGGCAGACAUCCGGGCCCAGUAUGACGAGCUGGCUCAGAAGAACCGAGAGGAGCUGGACAAGUACUGGUCCCAGCAGAUUGAGGAGAGCACCACAGUGGUCACCUCGAAGACCGCUGAGAUAGGAGCUGCUGAGAUGACACUCACGGAACUGAGACGCACUCUCCAGUCCCUGGAGAUCGACCUGGACUCCAUGAGAAAUCUGAAGGCCAGCCUGGAGAACAGCCUGAGGGAAGUGGAGGCCCGCUAUGCCAUGCAGAUGGAGCAGCUCAAUGGUGUCCUCCUGCACCUGGAGUCAGAGCUGGCCGAGACCCGGGCGGAGGGGCAACGCCAGACCCAGGAGUACGAGGCCCUGCUGAACAUCAAGGUCAAGCUAGAGGCUGAGAUCAACACCUACCGCCGCCUCCUGGAAGAUGGGGAGGACUUCAGUCUUGCUGACGCCGUGGACAGCUGCAACUCCAUGCAAACCAUCCAGAAGACCACCACCCUGAAGUUCGUGGACGGCAAAGUGGUGUCUGAGACCUCAGACACCAAAGUUCUGAGGCAUUGAGUCAGCAGAAACGGGG
This is a messenger RNA of Globicephala melas (long-finned pilot whale), 1347 nucleotides long. It is a transcript of the gene KRT18, whose product is annotated as keratin 18. The record is from RefSeq and is a predicted model, not a curated record. NCBI's taxonomy places the organism in Eukaryota, Metazoa, Chordata, Mammalia, Artiodactyla, Delphinidae. Gene Ontology annotation, cellular component: keratin filament; cytoskeleton. Gene Ontology annotation, molecular function: structural molecule activity. Gene Ontology annotation, biological process: intermediate filament cytoskeleton organization.